Ogataea philodendri is the source of this 2421-nucleotide messenger RNA. RefSeq lists its product as uncharacterized. The coding region runs from base 1 to 2421 and encodes 806 amino acids. Gene Ontology annotation, molecular function: RNA binding; preribosome binding; ATP binding. Gene Ontology annotation, cellular component: nucleus. The transcript has a single exon. Lineage: Eukaryota; Fungi; Ascomycota; Pichiomycetes; Pichiales; Pichiaceae. The record is from RefSeq and is a predicted model, not a curated record. Gene Ontology annotation, biological process: ribosome biogenesis.
AUGGCCAAGGGAAAAGUCCAUAAAAACGGACCUCUCCAGCGGGAGAUGGACGACAAGGUCUACAGCCACGUGAUGAACCUUUUGGAAGAAGAAACACAAAAAAUGAAAGCAAAGGGUGUCACCAACGGACCGCUCACUAUGGCUCUUGCCAAGGAUCUCACAUUAAUUCAAAUAUUCGAGUAUGUCAAGACCAAAGACCGUUCGUUUAGCAGAACCAAGGAUGAUCAUCUUAGAUACUCUAUAGACCGUGUGCUGAAGUUGGCAAUCGAAGAUGAGGAGGAAGAGAUGAAAAGUAUGGGAAUAAACCCUGACACUCUGUCAAAGGAAGACGAUGAGGAACGGGACGAUUUGAUGGAGGUUAAAGACACAAACCAGGCAAACAAAAGUAUAGUGAGUCUUUGGAAAACGACGGAUCAACAAGAACCGGCUGUUGAAACGGGAGAAAAAGAGGAGAAGAGCUCGAAGAAACGGUCUAAGGAAAGCUCCAAAAGUGCCAAAAGAACAAAAGUUAGCAAAGACAGAACCCCUCCAACUUGUACGUUGAGCGAUCUCGGUGGACUCGACGAUGUGGUUGCACAGCUCAUGGAGGUUGUGGGGAUGCCGAUUCUCCACCCUGAGAUCUACAUGGCUACUGGAAUAGAGCCACCUAGGGGUGUUUUAUUGCAUGGUCCACCAGGUUGCGGAAAAACCACUAUUGCCAACGCUCUGGCGGGCGAGCUCCAAGUGCCGUUCAUUCCUAUCAGCGCUCCGUCAGUGGUGAGCGGGAUGUCGGGAGAGAGUGAGAAGAAAGUGCGAGAGAUUUUUGACGAAGCCAAACAGUUGGCACCAUGUUUGGUGUUUUUUGACGAGAUCGAUGCCAUCACCCCGAAAAGAGACGGUGGUGCUCAGCGUGAAAUGGAAAGGAGAAUUGUCGCUCAACUUCUUACCUCCAUGGACGAGUUAUCGCUGGAGAAAACGGACGGUAAGCCAGUCAUUAUCAUUGGAGCCACUAAUAGACCUGAUUCUCUCGACACGGCUCUUAGAAGAGCAGGGAGAUUCGAUAGAGAAAUUUGCAUUAACGUUCCAAACGAACAGUCACGGCUCAAAAUCCUUGAAAGCAUGGUCAGGGACCUCAAGUUCAGCGGAGAUCUUCAAUUGAUGUCGAUUGCCAAGAUGACUCCGGGAUUUGUGGGUGCGGACCUAAAGGCCCUGGUCACCGCAGCUGGAAUUGCUGCUAUCAAGCGGAUUUUCACGUCGAUGAGCGAGGAGGAGGAGCAAAGACUUCUUUUGGAAGGAGUUCAAUUGCAGCAGGAAGAGGAUAAGGAGGACGGAAUGGAACUGGACGAGAACCCAGAGAAGAGUCUUGAGGAUAGCAAUAGAAACCCACAGUUCAACAAACUGUCCAUCAUCCAGAAGUUCUUGAUCAAGCACCCGUCAGCCCUCACGCCGGAACAACUGAGCUCGCUUUGCAUCGAACAUCAGGACUUUGUGUGUGCUCUACCCCAGAUCCAGCCUUCGGCCAAAAGAGAAGGAUUUGCAACCAUCCCCGAUGUCACCUGGUCCAACGUUGGUGCACUGUCCAAAGUGCGUGUGGAACUCCACAUGGCCAUUGUGCAGCCUAUCAAGCGUCCAGAGAUUUAUGAGAAGGUCGGUAUCACUGCUCCUGCCGGUGUCUUGAUGUGGGGGCCACCUGGAUGCGGUAAGACGCUUCUUGCCAAAGCCGUUGCCAACGAGUCCAAGGCGAACUUCAUCUCCGUCAAGGGACCAGAACUUCUCAACAAGUACGUUGGUGAGUCUGAACGGGCUGUCCGUCAGGUGUUCACCAGAGCAAGAGCAUCUGUUCCAUGCAUCAUAUUCUUUGACGAGCUGGACGCACUAGUUCCUAAGAGAGAGUCCUCGCUUAGUGAAUCGAGUUCCAGAGUGGUGAACACCUUACUGACCGAGCUGGACGGACUGAACGAUAGAAAAGGAAUCUUUGUCAUAGGAGCUACCAACAGACCCGACAUGAUUGAUCCUGCCAUGUUGAGACCAGGAAGACUGGACAAGACGCUUUACAUUGAGCUUCCAAGUGCUGCUGAAAGACUAGAGAUUUUGACGACACUGAUACACUCGAACGGUACACCGUUGGACAAUACCGUUGACCUGGCGACCGUGGCCCACGACGAGCGGUGCAGAAACUUCUCGGGAGCAGAUCUUUCGUCGUUGGUUCGUGAGGCCGGUGUUAUCUCGCUGAAACGCAAGUUCUUUACGGGAAUAGGUGUUGGAGAUGAGUCUAUUGAAGAAGUUCUAGUUAGUGAUGACGUGGUUGUCACGGGACACGAUUUCGAGAAAGCACUCGACAGCGUCAAACCUUCCGUGAGCGACAAGGACCGCCUAAAGUAUGAACGUUUGAACCAGCGAAUGGGAUGGAGCCAAGCCAACGUCGUGGAGCCAGAAAAAUAG